ACAAAACCUAAACAAGCCUGCUCAUGAAACCGGUUGUAUAAAGAGAAAAUACGGUGUGUGCUAACGUGUUUCCCUUACCCGGGACUGUGACCUCUUACAGACCUAAUCUUAUUGCUUUCAUCGCAUGUUGCAUUACUUUUUAAGAAGAGCAGCCUUACAUUUUGCACCAGAGCAUUUAUUGAGACUUUUGUCACAAAGGAGUAAGAGAUCCAAAUUCGUCUUCUUCUACCGGACCGAGCCAUUAACCAGUCAAAGCGUCAUGUCAGGCAAGAAACGCAAGGCACCAACAUCUGCAGCCAAAGAGGCCAGUGCCAAACAGCAGAAGCUGGCGCCCGUUAAGGAGGAGAAACAGGAAAGAGCUGGAGGCUGGCUGCAGGACCAUCUGAAGCAGCAGAGGACAGAGAAGAAGGACAUGAAAUUCAACAAGAAACGCCUGCGUUUUGUUUCUAAGGCUGAAGAUAUAAAGCAGGGCUCAAAGGGUGUCUUGUACUGGAUGUCAAGAGACCAGAGAGUACAAGAUAAUUGGGCACUGAUCCAUGCACAGCAGCUUGCUGUGAAGGAGAACCUUCCUCUGCACAUCUGUUUCUGCCUGGUCGUCCCCAAAUCAGAACUCUCCACUCUGAGACAUUUCAGCUUUAUGCUCGAAGGUCUAAAGGAAGUUGCAAAGGAAUGCAAAACCCUGGACAUCCAGUUCCACUUGCUGCACGGUUCAGCGGGGGAAGUUCUCCCCGGCUUUGUCUCCGACCGUGGCCUGGGGGCGGUGGUAACAGACUUCAGCCCGCUCAGGGAGCAGAUGCAGUGGUUAGAGGAUGUCAAAAACAUGCUCCCGAAAGACAUCCCCCUCAUACAGGUUGAUGCCCACAAUAUUGUUCCCUGCUGGGUAGCGUCACCCAAACUUGAGUAUGCUGCCAGGACAAUCAGAGGAAAGAUUACCAAGCUUUUGCCAGAGUACCUCACUGACCUUCCUCUGGUAGAGAAACACCCCUACACGGCAACGAGAACCGCCAAACCCAUCGACUGGGGCGAGACUUUGGCCUCCUUGAAGGUUGACACAAAAGUUGGAGAGACAGAUUGGGCCAAGCCAGGCACCAAGGCAGGGGUGGCCAUGUUGGAGUCCUUCAUUGAUGUACGCCUUAAACUGUUUGACACCAAACGCAACGACCCAAACGCUCAUGCACUCAGCCAGCUCUCCCCCUGGAUCCGCUUCGGCCACCUGUCAGCGCAGCGCGUGGCCCUGCAGGUUCAGCACAGCGGGAAGAAGGCAGGCGUCACAGUCGCCUCCUACAUUGAGGAGCUGGUGGUGCGCAGGGAGCUGACUGAUAACUUCUGCUUCUACAACAAGAAAUACGACAGUGUGGAUGGUGCAUAUGAGUGGGCUCAGAAGACCUUAAAAGAUCACGCCAAAGACGAGAGGCCGUAUCUCUACACACGUGAGCAGCUGGAGAAAGCGAAGACUCAUGACAAGCUCUGGAAUGGAGCUCAGUACCAGAUGGUCAGUGAGGGGAAGAUGCACGGUUUCUUGAGAAUGUACUGGGCCAAAAAGAUCCUGGAGUGGACGUCCUCACCAGAGGAGGCGCUCUCAACCGCUCUGUACCUAAAUGACCGCUACAGUCUGGAUGGCCAGGACCCCAACGGUUUCGUCGGCUGCAUGUGGUCUAUAUGUGGCAUCCAUGACCAGGGCUGGGCAGAGAGAGCCGUCUUUGGAAAGGUCCGCUACAUGAACUACAAAGGCUGCCUCCGGAAGUUUGACGUCGCACGCUUUGAGAAGCAGUACUGUCCCAAAAACCUCUGAAACAUGAAACGUUUAGACGGGUGAGAAUAAGAUGACAGCCUUUAUACCCUAUACAUUUAUCUCAGGGAGCUGUUUUGAAGCCUCUCUCACAACUGUAAUAUUAUUUUUCUGCGUUUUGUUUUUGCUAGUUUCUUCUCAAAGUACUCAGAGUGCUUUAGCCUGGGCGGUUUCUUCUGCUGAAUAUUCAGACACAUGUUGUUUACACUUAUCUGUUAUCUGUACGCUCGUCGUUUUUUUUUUCAGCUACUUGUAUGUUACUGUUUUUUUAUUACAUUGUUUACUUUUUAAUGUUAUCUAAAAAAAUAAACCUUGUUUUUUUAUAGUGUUCACAAUGAAUUUAUAUCACAAUGUAUGCAGUUCUUUUAAAGCAACUCUUUGGCUUUAACUUCUUUUUCCUCAUCUCAUAAAGUAACUGUAAUAAAGAUGUUUUUUUUUUUU
Messenger RNA from Labrus mixtus (cuckoo wrasse), 2230 nucleotides. RefSeq names its product CPD photolyase (gene cpdp). Lineage: Eukaryota; Metazoa; Chordata; Actinopteri; Labriformes; Labridae. The coding region runs from base 125 to 1792 and encodes 555 amino acids. The transcript is spliced from 10 exons. The record is from RefSeq and is a predicted model, not a curated record. Gene Ontology annotation, biological process: photoreactive repair. Gene Ontology annotation, molecular function: deoxyribodipyrimidine photo-lyase activity.